CCCCCGGUCACCGGCGCUCUUUCGUCUUGUUGACUGGAAAAUGCGACCGUUGGGACCUCGCGGAUCGUAAUUGACAACCUGCGUUUCUCUCCCUGGUUGAUCUUCCCUGCUUCGAGUACUGCCUCGGCCGAUCUCCCGGCUUUCGAUCUCCAGCAUCGAUCCAGUCCGUUGCUGUCCCACUCCAUUCCGGCGGUGCUGGCGUUUCAAAGCGUCCCUCGGCUUUUUCUGCGAGUCCCAUAAAAUGCGAAAAUCCCAGCUCCCCCUGCGAGACGGAUGAUAUACAGCAUGCUCUAGGCGCCCUCGGAUGCGACCUGAAGCAUGGAAACACUCGUCGCCACGCUUCGAUGCCCAUGGACCAACGAACCAGGUUGCGCAAGGCCUGCGAUGCCUGCAGCAUUCGGAAAGUGAAGUGUGACACCAGCGGUCCGCCCUGUCGCUCGUGCGCAAGCUUGGAUAUUCCCUGCACUUAUGAACGACCGAGUCGACGUCGCGGUCCUCCCAAUCGCCAUGCAGAGGCGUUCAAGAAGCAAAAGCUGGGCCCUUCGCCGGCUACCUCUCCCACCCCCUCGGAUCAGCCUUCGCCUGUUCGACCGGCAUCGAUAGUAUCGGUCGGGAACAGCCCCUCCUCCUCAUCGUUUCCGUCAUCGGUAGAAUCAAUCUGCUCGUUUCCCACCGUCCGACUGCUGAUCGACGACUACUUUACGUACAUCCACCCCUUGAUUCCGAUCCCCCACGAGCCCACGUUCCGGGCCGCUCUUGACAGAAGGGAAGACCUCACCAAUCGUACGUUCCUGGCCAUGACGGCCUCUAUGAUCGGGACCCUGGUGGCGUCGUUCCCGAGACGGCCCAAGCUACACUUGAGAACGGAGGCCGAAAGGACAGCGUUCCCUCACUCGAUGGCCAUGGUGAAGAAAUGCCGCGAUGUCGCUGUGCAAGCCCGCGGUAUGGGCUAUCUCGAUCGAAGCGCCACCGUCUACGACGCGGCCAUCAGUUAUUUCCUGGGCAUCUGCUCGGGUUAUAUGUACAGCAUGCGUCGGUGCCGUACAUACCUAGCCGAGUGCUUAACGAUGCUACAUGUGUACGACCUGUGUCGCCCGUCCCAUCGAUUUUCCUCGUCCUGCGCGACCAGUCCCAAUUCUGCGUCUUCGCCACUAUCGCAGGAUCGAUUCGGGGCGGCGGGGGAAGGUCCGGUCGACCUGGUCGAGCAGGAGCUCGGGCGGCGUCUCUUCUACACCACGCUCGUCGGAUAUCGAACCUUACAGCAAAUGGGCUCGACGGAUACCACCUUCCAUGUUCCCCCAGAAACCCCUACGGACCGAUACCCCCCUCUCCCACUCGAGGUGGACGAUGAAUAUAUCUUUUCUACCCACGUCGAACCCCAGCCGGCCCAUCGGCUCUCCCGCCUCGUGGGUUUCAAUGCCAACGUGCGAGUGUAUAACUCGUACAAUUCACUCUCGGCAUGGGAAAUCGCCUUCGGCAGCGGCCAGAUAUAUGAUUGGGAACGACAACGGACGGCCAUCUGGGAUGGCUUACAGAGAGCGAAGUCCGCCCUGGAACGGGUUCCGAAAGAAUUGUCGCUUCAGCCAACUCCGGUCCCCUCCUUUCCCAUGGCAGCAGACCCGAAUUCGGUUGAGCGCCAUUAUAUCCAGUACGAAAUCCAAAAAGCCAAUAUCUACGCGAGUCAGCUGGGAACGCGAUCCUAUCUGGUAGAAAAAUACUGGAGCCUUCACGGGGCCUGGCAGAAGUACCAAAGCUCGACCGACCAACGGCAGCACUCCAGGAGCCCGUUACCGAUCAAAGUGGAGGGCGAACGUCCCAAUCCUUACCGGGCUCCCAGCAGCGAUGCUCAAUUGGAUGGAAUUGGAAAGAUGAUGGCGGAAGAACGUCGGCUCGUGAUUCGCGAUCUGUCAGUUCUAUUACGAUCUGUCAAUGAGAUCAACAUGGAGCCCAACGGCGCCAGUUUUUCUGGCAAAGUCCGCCAAGUCGCGUCAACCCUUCUGAACCUCCCCGAUCCAAGAGCGGAUCCGUCGACUCCCUCCACCCUGGCUGCCGGUCCGCACCCUCUCACCACCGCCGAAACCGAAUCUUACCUCCACGCUUUCAUCGACACUCUUGUGCGAUUAGAAGGCCUAGCCGCUCCGACUCCUGGUGUCUCCGGCACUAGCCCCGCCAACGGCCGCUCGAUGAGCUACCUUAGCGACCACGAACGAGAUGAAGAAGAACUACGCCAAUGGGCCAGCCUCAAAGAGUACCAAGUCAAGUUCGCCGAAGGCGGCGGCAUGUUCACCGAAUUAUGACGAACGCUCCUUUUCCCUGACCUUCAACUUUUCGCCUACUCUACAUCUACCUUUUCUACCUUAUAUACCCAUCAUAUACCUCUUCUGAUUCUUUGUUGAUAUUCUCCCAUUUUACCACUCUUGUCUAUAACACGAGAAUUUAGCCCCGGAUCUUGGAUAUUGAAUCCCAUGAAGGCGAUUCUGACCCGCUGGAUUCCGAUUUUCCGAUUGAUGUUUGCCUCCUCGGGUGUUGGUCACGUGCUUUUUUUGUUUUAUUAUCACUGUAUACCCUAUCUUGGAGGUAGUGAGAUGAAGUUCCUCUCUGCCUGAUCUGUAUCCAAUAUUUGAUAUUUCGUCCACGUUGAAUUAGUCUCUGAUGUCAUUUGGCUUCGCUCUGGAAUUAAAAAGUCUGGU
Messenger RNA from Aspergillus steynii IBT 23096, 2690 nucleotides. RefSeq lists its product as uncharacterized. Gene Ontology annotation, cellular component: nucleus. Gene Ontology annotation, molecular function: sequence-specific DNA binding; zinc ion binding; DNA-binding transcription factor activity, RNA polymerase II-specific. The coding region runs from base 345 to 2297 and encodes 650 amino acids. The record is from RefSeq and is a predicted model, not a curated record. Gene Ontology annotation, biological process: positive regulation of transcription by RNA polymerase II. The transcript has 3 exons. NCBI's taxonomy places the organism in Eukaryota, Fungi, Ascomycota, Eurotiomycetes, Eurotiales, Aspergillaceae.